GGGCCGGGCUGCGUGCGGGGCGGGGAUGGCGCCGUGCGGGGCUGGCUGCGGGGCUGGCUGCUGCUCGCUGCUGCCCGGGGAGCCGGGCAGCGGUUAGGGUGACCCCUCGGCCCCGUUGCGACUGUCGCUGGGUGUCACGCAGGCUCGGGGCUUUCCACGCGAGAGAAAGGAGCGGGGCGGCCGGGGCACGAUGAUUGAAACACUCGUAACUACUGAGGCUCAGGAGCUGCGGUACCAGCUGACAGCCCUGCUGGAACAGGAGCUGAGGUGUCAGCCAAAGGCCUCUGGCCUGAGACUGAUUGAAUCUGCCCAUGAUAAUGGCCUCCGCAUGACUGCAAGGCUUCGGGACUUUGAAGUGAAAGAUCUCCUCAGCUUAACUCAAUUCUUUGGCUUUCAUACAGAGACAUUUUCACUAGCUGUGAAUUUCUUGGAUAGAUUCUUGUCAAAAAUGAAGAUACAGCCUAAAUACUUGGGCUGUGUUGGACUCAGCUGCUUCUACUUGGCUGUGAAGGCAUCAGAAGAAGAGAGAAAUGUUCCCUUAGCCACUGACUUAAUUCGAAUAAGCCAGUAUAGGUUCACUGUUUCUGAUAUGAUGAGAAUGGAGAAAAUUGUAUUGGAGAAGCUGUGUUGGAAAGUCAAAGCUACAACAGCCUUCCAAUUCCUACAACUUUAUCAUUCACUCUUUCAUGAGAAUUUAAGCUGUGAAAGGAGAAAAUACCUUAAUUUUGAGAGACUUGAGACCCAGCUGAAGGCAUGUCACUGUAGAAUCAUGUUUUCUAAAGCCAAGCCUUCUGUCUUGGCACUGUCUAUUUUGGCACUGGAGAUGGAAGAACAAAAACUGCUGGAAUUGACGGAAGCAUUGGAAUUUCUGCAGCUGCAUUCCAAGAUAAACAGCAGAGAUUUGACCUUCUGGAAGGAACUGGUGUUGAAAUGCCUCACAGAAUAUUCCUCAAGCAAGUGUUCCAAACCAAACGUCCAGAAACUAAAAUGGAUUGUGUCUGGGCGAACAGCACGGCAGCUUAAACACAGCUACUACAGAAUAACACAUCUUCCUACAAUUCCAGAGACCAGCUCAUAAUAGGAGUACCAUAAAACGAGGAGAGAACCAUGGUGUGACCUUGUCAAGAGACAUAGGAAUAUUUGAGAAACUAAGCCUGAAACAUGAUCUUAAUAAUGAAGAACUCAACUCAUGGAGAUAUGUAACAUUUUCGACUAAAGAUGCUUCCAGCAAAUGUGUUCUUUUCAUGAUGAUUACAACAACAUUUAGUGUCAGUUCUCAGUCUUAAGACUCUUUACUGUUCAGUGAAAUACCACACUACCAAUAUAAGAAAUUUUAACACCAUAUAGUUUGUAGAGCAGCUUUUGUAGUCUUAACCUUGGGUUAAUAUGACUGCAGGUUCACUCCAAAGAUGACAUGACAUGAGGAAAACAUCAUGUGCAGUAGCACAGUGCUGUAGUGUCCCAGUCAAACUAGACUAAUCCUGCUCAAUAUUGAUGACAAAAGCAAAUGCCAGUCAGUCCACCUGACAUGCUGUUUGGGGAGUGUCAUGUGUCUGCAUUUUCCUGCUGGGCAGGGCACUGGCCUUCUACUGUAGAUGCCCAUUAAAAAGUAGGCUGUGAAACCCCACUGAAAAUGUCAAGGAGCUAGAGAAGAAAAGAGAAACCCUAUUUCACUGGCUUGUAGUCACUAACUCAGCAUCAGUAACUUCAGUAUUUUGUAAGAGGUGCAGUUUACUGAGCUUAUUUCCUCAAGUGUAAAAAUUGAAUGAUACAUAAGGAAAGCUGCUGAAGUUUUCCGAAGUUUCACUGUAGAAGAGGUAAAUGCUGAUGCUGCACAGAUGCAUUUUUACAGGUACAGUAGGAGCAGGGCUAAUGCCUUAUCUUGGCCCUUGUGUGACAAAUACUGAAGGUUGCUUCAUCUCUGAUCUCUUUAAUGGUAAGCUUAGUAAAAUGCAACUGUUUUUUCUGAAGACCAGAUCAGUACUUGAGGCCUGUCAUGCUUCCGGUGCUAAUAAGUAAGUGAAUGGUAAGAAUGUGUGAUUGUAUGUAAGGUGAACAGAUCUUCAGGGGGGAGUGUUGCUAAUGACCUCUUGAAUUCUGUGUCCCUUUGGAACAGAUGCUGUUAGUGAUAGACUUAAUAAUUGGUGGCCACAUGAACUGACUUAGGGGAGGAGAUCAGAAUGUUCUGACCACAAUGUGGACUUAAAUAUUAGCCAACCAAUUGUCCCCUUUAUGGUAGCAGCUGAGGGGGAAACCAUUCUUUGCGUAUCUCAAACUAGUUCAGCCUUUCAGAGACAACUUCAUACCAAAGCACUAUACUGGACAAAUAAUCAAGCCUUGCCAUGAACUCAUGGGAGUGACUGCACAGCAUAAUAAUGAGGUUUUGCAUCUGCCAGUGCUGUCUGUGCAUUGCCCUGGCCUUGGAAAAGCCUGCUAAGAGAAAAGGACAAAGGUGUAGUCAGCCUGCUGGGGGAUACGGAGAAGAUGCAAUGUGGAUUUUUAAUGGUGUUGUCAUCUUACUAAGAUAUGUACCUUUCAAUUAAAGAUUGAAAUGUGCUUAACUGA
Molecule: messenger RNA, 2565 nt
Organism: Apus apus (common swift)
Lineage: Eukaryota; Metazoa; Chordata; Aves; Apodiformes; Apodidae
Gene: CCNG1
Product: cyclin G1
Exons: 7
Coding region: 191-1078 (295 amino acids)
Biological process (GO): mitotic cell cycle phase transition; regulation of cyclin-dependent protein serine/threonine kinase activity
Cellular component (GO): cyclin-dependent protein kinase holoenzyme complex; cytoplasm; nucleus
Molecular function (GO): cyclin-dependent protein serine/threonine kinase regulator activity
Source: RefSeq, a predicted model, not a curated record